Acaulospora morrowiae is the source of this 229-nucleotide messenger RNA. The record is from the annotation of a GenBank genome assembly. Lineage: Eukaryota; Fungi; Glomeromycota; Glomeromycetes; Diversisporales; Acaulosporaceae.
AUGAAAACCGAUUAUCCUGAAUCAAACUCGAAUACAUACCAAUUAGAAGCCUUGAAUACGAUUUUACGAUAUCAAUCACAAGGACUUGAACAGCAGAAAGUGACCAAUUUUUCGACUCUAGCUUUCUUUCCCCGUUCACAGCACGAAAGAGAAUUAACAAAUGAACUAAACGUUGCUAUCACCAUGCCCGAUAGUCCUUUUAGCAUAUCUAGUUUCCGAACCGUGUCAA